This is a messenger RNA of Brassica oleracea var. oleracea, 2111 nucleotides long. RefSeq names its product probable pectinesterase/pectinesterase inhibitor VGDH2. Gene Ontology annotation, molecular function: pectinesterase activity; pectinesterase inhibitor activity. Lineage: Eukaryota; Viridiplantae; Streptophyta; Magnoliopsida; Brassicales; Brassicaceae. The coding region runs from base 163 to 1932 and encodes 589 amino acids. The transcript is spliced from 2 exons. The record is from RefSeq and is a predicted model, not a curated record. Gene Ontology annotation, biological process: cell wall modification.
CCCAAUAAUAAUCCACUGGGCUCUGUUAUAAUAAAAACAAUCCCCUCCCUCUCCUAUUUACCUCCUGAAUAAAACUGGAGAGAUAAAAAAACACAUAAAAAGGAAAAAAUCGAAAGGAGAAAUACAUAAAUAUUAUAAAUAUAUAUAUAUAAAUACAAAAAAAUGCCAGUAGGAAAAGUUGUGAUAUCUGCGGCUUCCGUCCUUCUAGUGGUGGGUGUUGCCAUAGGAGUUGUCACCUAUGUUAAUAGAGGCGACGACGGUGGUGGCAGCAAGGAUGCUUCUCUUAAUUCACAUCAAAAAGCGGUUCAGGCAAUUUGUCAAACAACCACAGACCAAGGCUCGUGCUCAAAAACUCUCGACCCGGUCAAAAGCGAUGAUCCAAGCAAGCUUAUCAAAGCCUUCUUGUUGGCUACAAAAGAUGCGGUCACAAAAUCUUCAAACUUCACGGCUACGACCGAAGGAGGCAUGGGGAAAAACAUGAACGCAACGACCAAAGCCGUUCUUGAAUAUUGCAAGAGAGUGUUGACAUAUGCUCUUGAGGAUCUUGAGACCAUUGUUGAAGAAAUGGGUGCAGAUCUUCAGCAGAGCGGAAGUAAGCUUGACCAGCUUAAACAAUGGUUAACAGGAGUGUUUAAUUACCAAACUGACUGUCUUGAUGACAUUGAGGAAGUGGAGUUCAGAAAAAUCAUGGGUGAAGGAAUCUCUAACUCCAAAGUUUUGACAAGUAACGCUAUAGAUAUCUUUCAUUCUGUUGUCACGGCUAUGACCCAAAUGGGUGUCAAAGUCGACGAUAUGAAGAACGUGAUGGGAGGACUUGGAGCUCCUGCACGUCGCCUUCUUGGAGACAUCGACCAAAAUGGACUACCCAAAUGGCUUUCUGGCAAAGACAGAAAGCUUAUGGCUAAGGCUGGACGCGGUGGUGGUGGUGCACCUCGUGAUGAUGGUAUCGGUGAAGGUGGCGGUGGUGGGGGUAAGAUCAAGGCGACUCAUGUGGUGGCUAAGGAUGGAAGUGGAAAGUUUAAGACGAUUUCUGAAGCAGUUAACGCUUGCCCGGAUAAAAACAAAGGACGUUGCAUUAUCCAUAUCAAGGCUGGUACCUACAAUGAAGUGGUCAGAAUCCCUAAGAAGAAGAACAACAUUUUCAUGUUUGGUGAUGGUGCUACAAAAACCAUCAUUACUUUUAACAAAAGUGUUAAACUUACCCCUGGAACCACUACUUCACUCAGUGCCACCGUUCAGGUUGAAUCCGAGGGAUUCAUGGCGAAAUGGAUUGGGUUUAAGAACACUGCUGGUCCAUUGGGACACCAAGCGGUCGCACUCCGUGUAAAUGGAGACCGUGCGGUCAUAUUCAACUGCAGAUUUGACGCUUACCAAGACACACUCUACGUCAACAACGGACGUCAGUUCUACAGAAACAUUGUUGUAUCCGGUACAGUCGACUUCAUCUUCGGAAAAUCCGCAACAGUGAUCCAAAACUCUCUACUCCUCUUACGAAAGGGCAGCCCCGGACAGUCCAACUACGUUACAGCCGAUGGUAACGAGAAGGGUGCAGCGGUCAAGAUCGGUAUCGUUCUCCAGAACUGUCGUAUCAUGCCAGACAAAGACCUUAUAGGUGACAAAGGUCCCAAGAAAGUCAAAUCGUAUCUAGGACGGCCGUGGAAGAAAUUUUCCACGGCUGUGAUUAUUGGAAGUGAGAUUAGUGCUUCGAUUGAACCAGAAGGAUGGACCGAGUGGAAAGGAGAACAAAACCACAAAACAGCUAAAUACAUUGAGUUUAAUAACCGUGGACCAGGAGCUAAAACUAAUGCGAGGCCUCCUUGGACUAAGGCGGCUAAGUCUGCGGCUGAGGUUGAAGGUUUCACCGUAGCUAAUUGGGUGGGUCCGGCUAAUUGGAUUCAAGAAGCUAACGUGCCUGUCCAGCUUGGAUUGUAAGAAAGAAAAAUAUAGUAACGUUAAGACAGUUAUAUGAUAAUGUAAUGAUACGACCUCGUCUCGGAGUAUCAGGGGCUCUUUUUGGAUAUUAUUAUACAAUAUAGGGCUCUAGACAUUUAGGGAUGAAGUUUGUAUAAGAUUGCUUUUGUUUCACGUGCAAAAUAGAAUUUUUUUAUGUU